Molecule: messenger RNA, 3209 nt
Organism: Oncorhynchus tshawytscha (Chinook salmon)
Lineage: Eukaryota; Metazoa; Chordata; Actinopteri; Salmoniformes; Salmonidae
Gene: rab11fip5a
Product: RAB11 family interacting protein 5a (class I)
Exons: 5
Coding region: 307-2118 (603 amino acids)
Biological process (GO): regulated exocytosis
Cellular component (GO): secretory granule; mitochondrion; recycling endosome
Molecular function (GO): small GTPase binding
Source: RefSeq, a predicted model, not a curated record
AUCAUUGUCUAUGGUUUGAACAAUUCUGACUGCAGAGAGGGGACGCGGAGACGCGCGUCGUACCGUCGAUAGCUUUAUUAGCAUAGCCGAGCAUACGCCACGAUACACAUGCUGGGGCAACGAACAGUGAAGACACUACAGACAGACCGGUCAAUACCGACAACUUAAAGGAUACAAUAAUGCCGAGCCGUCCACCUCGCGACUAGGCUGGACGGCAUCUCUGAGAGACGCUGAGGGAAACGGCAGGGUAUCCUCCCAUUUCCACGUUUACAUUUGAGCCUGUCCUCACUCUCUGUUUCUUUGGACAUGUCCUCGCUAAAUAUAGACUACGACGAAGACCAGAGAUGGGUUCCUACACACGUCCAGGUCACCGUUCUGCGGGGCAGGGGCUUGCGGGCGAAGGGCAAACACGGUACCAGCGACGUCUACACCAUUAUCCAGGUGGGCAAGGAGAAAUACUCCACUUGUGUUCUGGAAAAGACCACUGUUCCCGAAUGGAAGGAGGAAUGUUCUUUCGAGUUGUUACCGGGUGUUCUGGAGCAGGUUGGGGACGGGGGCGCAUACCCCCCCGGGAGCAGCGACUUGGUCCUGACGGUGAUGCACCGGGCGCUCAUGGGACUGGACGUGUUUCUGGGCCAAGCCGUGAUCCCUCUGGAUAAGGUGUUUCAGGACAGAAUAUGCAUGAAAAACGAGUGGUACAAGCUGAACUCCAAGACUGGGAAGAAGGAGAAGGAGCGAGGGGACAUUCAGGUGACGGUGCAGUUCACCAAGAACAACCUGACAGCCAGCAUGUACGACCUCUCCCUGGGUAAGGACAAGCCCCGGUCCACCUUCGGCAAGAUCAAGGACCGCAUCAAGGGCAAGAAGAGGAGCAGCAAGGACUCUGAUGAAGACUCCGCCUCCACUAUUGGGGGCGGCUACGGCCCCGUUUCCCGCAUGAGGAACCGGUUGCCGAGCGAUGGCGGCGGGGAGGAAGACUACGAGGACGAUGAAGGGGGGGAGGGGCGGAGGAGUAAGAUGAGGAACUUCUUCCUGCGAGGGAAACUGAGGAAGUCGUCCGAUACGAGGUCGAGCACGUCGCUAGGGUCGGAGAGUAGUGAGUCGUCGUCGAGGGGAGGGAGUCUCAGUCCCACCGCUGGGAUCUCUGUAGUGGUGUCUGACCUGUCUAACUCGCCUAGCAACAGCAGCAACUUCACAGCAGACAGCCCUGAUCAUACGGCAGAGUCGUCUCCCAAGCUGGCCUCCUAUACAUGUGAGUUCACUGACGAGUCUGGAGAGAUCAACAUCCCUGUGCCUCAGCCUGUCUGCAUCAAUGGAAGCCAUGUGUACAACACCACCUUGGACCCUUGCCCGGGGAACCCUGUAGUACCCUUAGAUCCUCUAGCCCUGGUGAAGAAGAACCUGCCUCUGUCCCAAUCCCUCCAGAACCUCAACCAGCGGAGAGAGGAGCUCCCUGUCCUCCUCCCUAAAGGUCCCGCUGCGGAUGGCCGGCGCUGGUCCUUUGACAAGGCAGGGAAGGAGGAGAAGGUGGCCAUCGCAGCGGCCCUGGAGCAGGCUGGCCAAGGGAUGGGCGAGGGGGCCAGGGAGGAGUCAGACAGAGACAGCCGGAGCAGGAACUGUCUGGAUGAGUCUGAACAGGCCUCGAACUCUGACUCUGGUCCAGGCGAGAAACACAAAGGAUGGUUUGGAUCAAAGGACAACCAUAACAAACCCAGUCCUCACCCAGUGAAGCCCCUGACCCCAGAGGAGAAGAGGCGGGCGGAACUUUCUGAGGGGCGGUCGGUGCUGGACAAACUCAAGUCCUCUAUCCACCCGGGGAGGAGCAGCCAGCCCACCGAGCAGCAGCCUGAGAAGAAAAAGUCUCUGACGGAGGGAGCUGGGCCAUACUACCAUCUGACCCACAGUGAGCUGGUCGCCCUCCUCCUCCAACGGGAGGCAGACCUACACCGGCAGAGGGUGGAGUUUGACCACCAGAGGGCGUUGCUAGCGAAGCGGGAGGCAGAAUUGAAGAAGAUGAAGCCUCAGGUUAGGGAUCUGGAGGACUACAUAGACACGCUGCUGGUUCGCAUUAUGGAGCAGACUCCCACCAUCCUGCAGGUCGGCACCAAGCUCAAGUGACCGAGAGAGGGACUGAUGGAAUGGGGGUAACUAGCACCUAGGGUUGUGACAUUCCCAGGUUUUCUAGAAAUCCUGGUUGGAAGAUUCCCGGAAUCCGGAGGGAAUAAGCAGGGGAUCCAGGAAUACUCUAACUGGGAUUUCUGGGAAAACCUGAGAAUUUUGUUUGCUGCAAUUUUGCAACCCUGCUUGCACCUCGUUACUCUGACCCCCCCAUAACAACCUCUACUCUGACCCCCUAUAACAACCUCUACUCUGACCGCCCCCAUAACAACACAACAACAAUAGCUGUCUUCUUUAUUAGUCUGUUCACUGCUGUGCUUCUGACAUAAUACUGUAGCUAGAAAACACAGCACUGACAAAAUGGAUGGUUUGGAAUUGACUUCACUUGUAUUGGAAGGCGCCCUCCCUGGUUUUGAAGGGGUUUGGGUUGCGGUGGGUUUGGGUUGCGGUGGUGGGUUGUGGUUCGUAAGGUUAUGGUUUGGUAGAGGUCGUGGGGUUAAACAAGAGGGUCCUCAGGUUGUUUCAGGUAUACCCAGUUGGUAUUGAGCUAAGAGAUCAAACCCAGAUCACUCCGAUACUGAAUGACUUCCUCUUCAUCACCUAGGCUACAUCCAAAAUGGCACCCUAGAUCCUGUGUAGUGCACUACUUUUGAUCAGGGCCCAAAGGGAAACCCAUAUAGGGCUCUGGUCAAUAGUAGUGCACUAUAUAGGGAAUAGGGUGCCAUUUGGAAUGCAGGCCCAGUCACUUCACAACCUAGACAUUUUGCCCUGCAGACAAGUGCACCUACCACAGUUGUCAAGCUACAAACCAAAUGAGAGAUAGGAACUAUCACUCAUGUGUUAUGGGCUGUGUCCCUAAAGUAGUGCACUAUGUAGGGAAUAGGUUGCCAUUUAGGAUGUAAAAAUGAUGUGCAAAUGAAUGGAAUGGGAAGUGGUUUUAGGUUCAAAAGUGUUCUUACAAAAACAAACAGAUGAAUAGUUUGAUCUUUGAUGCGAAGUUCAGCUUGAUUUGCUUUUUCUUUCAUUUCUUACAAUAUGCUGCUUUUAACGUGGUGUAUUGCAGACAGACAGGCAGACAGACAGACAGGCAG